AUGUCGCUGGCUUCAGCGCUCAUGACCAGAGUCGGACAACUCAUAAGAGACCCUCCUCGCGCUCUUGUCCGUCUGGGUAUCUUUGCUGCUUUUUCCGUCUUUCUUAUCCUGGUCACUUGGAAAGGCUCCAACUUAUCUUACAGCUGGACAGCGUCGCCGAUCAGUGAAUAUGAACUGGGGAACAUCACUCAACAGGCAAAGGCGUACAACGAGAAUCCGGUAAAGGCGCCGUAUAAAACCACUUUCUGGGAGGUUGGACAGAGGUCAAGGGAGUUGAGCAAAUGGUUGUCAAGGUCUGAUGAAAUUAGAACGAGUUCACGAUCUGGACGUCAACUGCGAAACGUUGUAGAGUCGGCGGCUCAAGAUCUUUUCCCUUUUCUAAAGCAUCCACCGCGCAAACCUCGAACACAAACCCCUCUAUCCGAUCUGAGAAAUUCUUUCGACAAGGGAUCUAGAGGAAUUGUUAUUCCUGUUGGAGGCGGCGAGCAAUCUGUUCGCUUUGCUGGUCACUUGAUCGUCAGUCUACGAAAGGUCUUGGGCUCACAACUACCAAUCCAGAUCGUGUAUGCGGGAGAAGAUGACUUGCCAAAGAAGGAUCGCAACAGGAUAUCGAACCUGGACGGUGCAUCUAAGAUCGAGUUUCUCGACAUCUUUACCGUUUUUGACGACACGACUUUGAAGCUCAAGGACGGAGGAUGGGCUAUCAAAGCCUUUGCGCUUCUCGGGUCUCGAUUCGAGGAGGCGAUUCUACUAGACGCAGAUGCUGUUUUCCUCCAACGACCCGAGGAACUAUUUGAGCAACGGGCAUAUACCGAAAAGGGCGCCCUGCUCUUCCACGACAGACUCCUUUGGCAGCAUGCUUUUAAGCAGAGACACGAGUGGUGGAAGGACCAGAUCAAGGAACCUACAGCAGAGAUGAACAACUCCCUCGUGUGGACCGAGGAUUACGCCGAAGAAUGCGAUUCAGGAGUAGUCGUCCUCAACAAAGGACGAGUAAGCAACCUCGUCGGCCUACUCCACGUAGCAUGGCAAAAUACACACGAUGUCCGCGAAGAAGUCACCUACCGACUCGGCCACGGUGACAAGGAGUCCUGGUGGCUCGGGUUAGAGCUCGGUGGAUCCCGCUACGAGUUUGAGAAGCAUUACGGCUCCAUGCUUGGAUGGGGUAAAGGGAAAGAAGGAAAUGUGACAGAGGUGUGCAGUUUUGUCAUUGCGCAUACAGAUCAAAAAGAUAAGCUGCUGUGGUACAACGGCAGCUUGUUGAAGAACAAGAGGGUGGAUCCAGAUGGAUAUGAAGUUGCUGAGUAUUGGAUGAUGGAUGGAAAGUGGCACAAGGGUAGGACAAAGGAUGAUAUGAGCUGUAUGACUGACAGUGAGGUUAUGGAGUUAAGCGCCGAGGAAAAGCGUGUGUUGAGAGAGAGUAUAGAGGUUGCAAAAGAGGUGGAUGCGACUUUGAAGAAGGGGGGAUGA
Fusarium venenatum is the source of this 1470-nucleotide messenger RNA. Its product is annotated as mannosyltransferase putative-domain-containing protein. Gene Ontology annotation, biological process: protein O-linked glycosylation. Gene Ontology annotation, molecular function: alpha-1,3-mannosyltransferase activity. Lineage: Eukaryota; Fungi; Ascomycota; Sordariomycetes; Hypocreales; Nectriaceae. The record is from RefSeq and is a predicted model, not a curated record. Gene Ontology annotation, cellular component: Golgi apparatus.